UAAAUUAUUGUGAAAUUAUUUGCGUUAAGCAAUCCAAAAGUCGUUGAAUUGUUCGCAUUAACAAUUUCGCUUCGCCACUAUCGUUUACAUUUGCAUCAAUUCAAACACCCUUUUCAUUUCUUUAUCCAAAUUCAAAGUUUUACAUAAAAUCUUGAACCAAUGGGUGUAGGAAUAUCAAUCCUAUUAGCACUAAAAGCAACAUUUUUAUUCCUCAUCUUCAUAUACCUUAGAACACUUGAAUUCACCAUUUUAUCACUACCCUUUUUAUACGCUUCACUGGUAUCAACUCUCAUCUCACUAGCAUCCCACCCUGCCAUCAAUCUCCCAAUGCUUCUAGGCAAAAGCUCAGAUGGGUCAUUCCCCAUUUGGUCAAUUAUCAUGUUCAGUCCCUACCUUUUCUUUGUUAGAAUCUUUUCACUCCUGAGAAGAUACAGCAGUGGGGAGGAGAGUUAUAAUGAGAUUUGUGAGGGUGUUUUUGUUGGUGGGUGGCCUUAUUCUAGGGAGAGUUUGCCACCUGGUGAUCCUGCUAUUGUGGACUGUACUUGUGAGUUUCCUAGAGUUGAGGAGUUUAAAGGGUGCUCUUAUUUUUGUGUUCCUACUUGGGAUACUAGGUCUCCUCAGCCUGGGGAGAUUGAAUCUGCUGUUAAGUGGGCUCUCAGGAAAAGAGCUCAGAAUAGGAGUGUUUUUGUCCAUUGUGCUUAUGGUCAUGGAAGAAGUGUUGCUGUGAGCUGUGCACUGUUAGUGGCUUUAGGUGUGGUAGAAGAUUGGAAAACAGCUGAAAAAUUCAUCAAAGAGAAGCGACCAUACAUUCGGAUGAACAGCCUGCAUCGCCAAGCUUUGGAAGAAUGGUCAAAACACCGAUUAUCUUCUCCAAUGAAAACGAGACAAUGAAUUAAUCUGUAAUCAGGCUACAAGCUUUUGUUUCAUAGUGUCAGUAUGGAUAUAGCAGAGUGAUUUCGCCAUUGAUGUUCUUUCCGAGUUCCGCUACAUUUCACUGCACCAAACUUCAUACUAGCUUAGCUGCAUAGAAAGACCUGACUUUUCUCGACUUGCUGUUUCUAAUUUAGUAACUACCCCAUUCUCAAAUCCGCUGAAAUGAAAUUCAAAUUUAUACUGCUGAGCCUGAGGUGUUGCCUUGUAAAUAAUCUAUUGUUAUUGUGUUGAUGACAGUUUAGAAUACAUAUAGCAGCUCACUUCUGUAAUCAACCUGGUAAAGCUUUAAGGAACUGAAGUGAGCUGCUUCCACUGCUCAAGAACACUGAACUUUACCACAGUUGCAGAGUUUUCCUUGAAACCUUUCUUUAUGCGAGUGAACUUCACCGUAUUAAUGUGAAUAACAUUGAAUAUCAGAAAUUCUACACCCAACAUCAUUUGUCUCGGGAUCGAAGGAUAAAAAUGCACAGAUAAGGUUUUAACAAGAAACAAAUUCCAGCCUUUUUAAAUUCUAUCUGACUGUCAAAUACAAAUUCAUCUCCCUUAUUGUAAAUUUGCAAGGAUAAGCUUUUAGUAGGUCAGAAUCUAGAAAAGAAAAACCUUUUCUGGCUAAAAUGAAAAAGUUACAUUGCAGGUAGGCAGUCGCGCAUCAACCAGACUUCCGCAAUCCAUUUUCUCCCACUUGUUUGUAUAUACAUUCCUGAAACUCUUUUAUUCUGUGCAAUUAGCUAUAAAUGUUAUAGUUACAAAGUCUUUAAGAACACGAGUAUCUACAGUAAAAGUGUCAUACGUACGAGUUUCCAUAUCAUAUA
Molecule: messenger RNA, 1745 nt
Organism: Mercurialis annua (annual mercury)
Lineage: Eukaryota; Viridiplantae; Streptophyta; Magnoliopsida; Malpighiales; Euphorbiaceae
Exons: 3
Coding region: 160-891 (243 amino acids)
Biological process (GO): protein dephosphorylation
Molecular function (GO): protein tyrosine/serine/threonine phosphatase activity
Source: RefSeq, a predicted model, not a curated record